AUGCCAGCCCAUGGGGACCAACACAGGUCCUAUUCAGCAGCCGUAAAUGCAGCGAACCCUUUUGAACCACCAGUACAGCGCAUAAAUGUCUACACAGCGCAGGAAAUCGCGACGCUGCAAAGCCGGUUGGACAAACGGCUUGGGCCAGAAUUUCUAUCCUCGCGGGCGGGGCCUGGCGGACAACGAGUACAUUAUUUAUCGGCUGACAAAUGUAUAAGUCUUGCGAAUGAAGUUUUUGGCUUCAAUGGAUGGUCAAGUUCGAUCCAGAAUAUUAAUAUUGAUUUUGAUAUUGGCUAUGGUCACAUUGAAAACUCCAAGGGGAAAGCCGCUGCGUUUGAAAAGGCCAAAAAGGAGGGGACAACAGAUGCGUUGAAGCGUGCCCUAAGGAUGUUCGGAAACGUCCUCGGCAACUGCAUAUACGACAGGGACUACCUCUCGAAAGUGACCAAGGUCAAAGCCGUUCCAGCGAGGUGGGACGUCGGCGAGUUACACCGCCAUACGGAUUUUGUACCUAUUAAGGAGGAACUUGUCACGGCUGCGAAUGCACCCAGAAACGAUGCACCUGCAGUGAUUCAAGAUGUUGCUGAAGGCAUACUUGAACUCCCAAGCAAGCUGUCAAACGAACCCGACACUGAAAUUGAUUUCGGCAGCGAUGCAUUUGAUGAGGCCGAUUUCGGGGAACAACACCUCAGUCACCCAGAUGAGAUUAGCUUAGAUGAGGAACCACCGCUUCCAUUACAAAACCAUGGAGGAUCUGCUCCGAGUCGCCCAAACAUUCAGAGGCAUGCUGGAACUGUUAACACCCACGCACACGCGGUCCCAAAUCAUAUGGUUACACCAUCCAAACCCCCACAGCCGCCUCCCGCACCAAUUGCCACUACUCGCCAAUCUGGCUCGACCCUUCCCGCACCUCCUGACCGGAUAACGAGACCGAAUAUACAAGCAAACCAAUAUACAACACCCAAGGCCCAAAUCCCCGCUCGACCACCACAACAAUCGGCCGCCAAUGAUUCAAAGCCCUUUGCGGGAAGAAUAGCCCAGUCGAAUCACGAUCUACCCCCGCCUUUGCCAUGCAACCAGCACAAAACCAAUGCUGAACCGAGUACAGGAAAUAGAGGAAGCCACUCUCCAUCAAAACCGCCCUCACCCCUCGGAUCACAAACUCCACAGGGCAAUCCCCAAAUGGAACCUGGUGUUUGGUAUUCCGCCCGCGCUGCGAAUAUGACUGAACAAGGCAAACCUGCCCCCACGUUUGACCCUAAAUGUGACAGUCCAUCCAUUCGAAAAACCCUUAGUAUCACACACGCAAAAUCGGCCCCGGUUUCUCGAAAAACCUUUCAGAACGUCGAGGCCCAAAUAUCUAGCCAAACACCACAUAAACCGAACUCAAACAAUGGGCCUCUUGCGAGCCAAUCAUCAACUUACGUCUCUCCUCGCAUGGGCGCAGACACCGUUAGGCGGGCCCGGGCCUGGUACCUUCGUAAGUCCUGCUCGACCGCCAAUGACUAG
Molecule: messenger RNA, 1509 nt
Organism: Uncinocarpus reesii 1704
Lineage: Eukaryota; Fungi; Ascomycota; Eurotiomycetes; Onygenales; Onygenaceae
Exons: 5
Coding region: 1-1509 (502 amino acids)
Biological process (GO): double-strand break repair via homologous recombination; double-strand break repair via single-strand annealing; mitotic recombination
Cellular component (GO): nucleus
Source: RefSeq, a predicted model, not a curated record